CCACUCUUCUUGUCUUGCUGACGCUCGUGCGCAGGUCCGGUUCAAAUGAGACUCGAUCAAGAGGCGAGCUAGCGAGUGUGUUUGCGCUGGUCCUUCAAACGAACGCGGGAGCGCGUCGCUGUGUCGCCUGAUGGAAAUCCACCUCCCGUGUGCCUCCGCGCGUCCGUUCGCUCGUGAGAAUGACCUCCAAGAAUCCAUCAAGUUAUAUCCAGGGAAUGUCUUCCCCGACAGAGGAGUCUCAUACAAGAGCAGAAUUCUGGCUCGGCAACUGACUUGGCCUCAGCAGAGGUCCGGUCGAGCCACAAAAACCAUCUGAGGUCUUGACCCUUUAUACACAACAGUUUCCCUCCGUGGGCUUCUCGUCCUCGUCCGAUUGGUCCUCCGAGGUGGACGCCAGUCCUGGUCGCUGGCUCCCUCGUAACCAUGGCAACGAACCCGUUCUGGACCCGGUGGCUCUUAUCAGGACCAGCUCUCCUCCCUCUGACCUUGGACCCGGCGACGUUUCUUCCUCCAGUGUGGUUCACUCCCGUCUUUGGACUCCACCUGCAACUUCACCUUCUCACACACACUCAGCCACACUGCCUCCUCCAGCAUUCCUGCAUCUGUAGACAACUGCUUUAUUAGCAGCACAAACAAUGGAUGAUAUGACUACUGUAGAAGGAAGGCACUGUUCCCAUUACGCCGCGUCUCCUCCUCGCCUGCUGAAGCCGCCCUGACUGAGAGAAGAAGGUGGUGUUGCAGCCGGGGGCCGAGCCGCCGGGAGCCCAGUCUGCUCCAGCCCGCCGCCACCAGAGGGCAGCAUCCGGAGGCCAGACCCGCGCCUGCCUUCUUCCCUGGCUCCUGUCAGCGAGUCACCCGGGAGCUCCGGGCUUCAGCUGGGUCCCUGAGCCGUGGUGACUGGGCGGCAGAGUCCGACCGGUUCUGUCUGCGCUCUCUCCUCCAGACAUGGGGAACACAGAGAGCGUGGUGGUGCAGAAACGCCUGGCCAGGUUCCGGCCGGACGAGCGGCCGCUGAUCGAGGCCGUCUUUGACCGGCUCCACGCUGGCGCCAGGGAGACUCAGGGGCCCGCGGCGGGACGGGUUCUGACGCUGCCGAUGCUGCAGUCCACAGUGGGCGCGCUGCUGUCCGAGUCUCUGCUGCGGAGGCUCUUCGGCUCCAUGUGCAGCAUCAGCUCCGGGUCACCGGCGGCGUCCUCGCCCGGGGUGAGUCGCCAGCAGCUGCUCAUCUUCCUCGCCGACACGUUACGGGGCACAGCAGAAGAACGGGCGCCUCUGGUCCUCGCCAUGACGCUGCCGGGCGCCGCCCACGUCAGCGCUCAGCAGGUGUCCGAGUGCUUACAGGACCUGAUCUCGGGAGUGCUUCGGCUGAUGGCCACCAGGGGGCGCCUGCAGGGCUGGGAGCCCAGCCGCAUGAGUCCAGAAAGUCGGGGAGUCCAGCUGCUGGCGGAGCAGAUGACGUCCGAGCUCAAAGCCUCGGACUCUGGUGGCUGUGACGUCUCCUGCCUGGAGGACUGGAUCUUCAGGGUCCCUCAGGUCUCACUCUACCUGGAGAUGCUGGUGGCAGAGAGUCUGGGCGUGGCCCUGAGCGGCCGGGCCGAGCCGAACCUGCUGCCUUCGUGUCAGGGAACGGCCUGGAAGGACCUGAGGAGCCUGCUGGACCUUCCCACCAUCGUUUUCUUGGCGCCCCUGUUGCCGGAGAGGCUGAGCGCCCCCUGGAGGCUGGUGUUCUCCACACAGUUGCAUGGAGAGAGCUUCACCAGGUUGGUGGCGGCGCUGACCGGUCAUGGUCCCAACCUGCUGGUCAUCAAGGACACGAAAGGCCACGUCUUUGGGGGGUUCGCCUCCUGCUCCUGGGAGGUCAAGCCUCAGUUCCAGGGUGACUCCAGGUGCUUCCUCUUCACCAUCGUUCCCAGACUGAGGGUCUUCACCGCCACCAGCUACAACCAGCACUUCAUGUACCUGAACCAGAACCAGCAGACCAUGCCCAACGGACUGGGCAUGGGCGGGCAGCACCACUACUUCGGCCUGUGGCUGGACAGCGACUUUGGCCGGGGUCACAGUCGCGCUCGGCCCAAGUGCACCACCUAUGGAAGCCCGCAGCUGUCGGCGGACGAGGACUUCGCCGUGGACUGCGUGGAGGUGUGGGCGGUCGGGAAGCUGCCAGAGCCGGAGGAGGACGACGAGGUGAAAGGCAAGAAGAGCAUCCUGGACGCUGACCCCGAGGCAGAGGCCCUGCUGGAGAUGACUGGCCGGAGCCUGCAAAGUCAGGGGCUCCGGGAGCCGGAGGAGGAGCCGUGACUGGUGCCGCCGCUGGAGAGGCCACCAGCAGAGGAGGAACUCUGGUGUGUCGUGAUCCCAGCGUGAUGAACUGCAGCCUGCGUCCCUGGCCUGAGGACGGGACCAGCCCCUGAGAGACGCUGAGCCCGGCCCGACCCCACCGGCUCUGAACCCUGAGAUGAUGUGUCCUGUUGACUCUGCUGAUGUCCUUCUUGAGUAAAG
This is a messenger RNA of Synchiropus splendidus (mandarinfish), 2499 nucleotides long. RefSeq names its product MTOR associated protein, eak-7 homolog (gene meak7). The coding region runs from base 946 to 2298 and encodes 450 amino acids. Gene Ontology annotation, biological process: TOR signaling. NCBI's taxonomy places the organism in Eukaryota, Metazoa, Chordata, Actinopteri, Syngnathiformes, Callionymidae. The record is from RefSeq and is a predicted model, not a curated record. The transcript has 9 exons.